This is a messenger RNA of Contarinia nasturtii (swede midge), 3301 nucleotides long. Its product is annotated as aminopeptidase N-like. The transcript has 13 exons. The record is from RefSeq and is a predicted model, not a curated record. Bases 370 to 3180 code for a protein of 936 amino acids. Gene Ontology annotation, biological process: peptide catabolic process; proteolysis. NCBI's taxonomy places the organism in Eukaryota, Metazoa, Arthropoda, Insecta, Diptera, Cecidomyiidae. Gene Ontology annotation, molecular function: zinc ion binding; metalloaminopeptidase activity; peptide binding. Gene Ontology annotation, cellular component: cytoplasm.
CGUAACCGUGAUAAUAACUUACGGAAAACAAAUUCCAUUGCCUCCGAUUUACUUCAAAACAUAGAUUCACGGCCAAGAGCAAUACGUUUGCACCACAAAGAUCGAAUAUGAAAAAAACCUCAUUAAUUUUUUUGUGGGUUCAUUUUUGAUGUGGCCAAAAUACGAGUUCUCUUUCAUACAUAAUUUUUCUCCAACACUAUUGAAUACGAAGCACAGCACCGGACCGGUGCCACCGGUUUUACACAAUUUUGAAAGACAAAAUGAAACCAGUUGAAAAGUUAACCAAUUUAAAUCGACGGCAGCAAGCACCUCCAAGUUGUGACCGAUUUCAUGUCUCAUUGAUACAUUGUUAAUCACAAUCUCUUCAUCAUGCUAGUCUAUACAAUUUUAAUUUAUUUACUAUUUGGAAAAGAUACUACGAGUGCCACCGUAGUCUCAAUAGAAAAACCUAUUUCUGAGCGAUUGGUGUCUUUGAACCCCGAGGCCAAAUUCAUGCCAAGAACGAUAAAUUUAAGUGAAGGUUGGAGUCCAACACUCUACAAGUUGGUUAUGCGGCCAGAAAUUCAGUAUGGUACUAGCUCUGGUCAUAUUGUCAUCGAUGUUAUGAAAGAUGCCAAUGAAACACAGUGGCCACCGAUCGUUUUGGAUAUUAACAAUAUUACGAUUAACAAGGUUGAAGUGGCUGAAAUCAAUGGAGAGGUCACUCGACUUCUUAGUAUCCAAUCGAAUUAUGGUAAAAACAAUGAAAUAUAUGUCAUUGAUUUGCUGGAGAUGCCGAAGAAUACAUCACUGCAAGUUAACAUCGAAUUUAUCAGUCAACUUUCCACUACAUUACAAGGCUUUUAUCGCGUUGGCUACGACGACAUCGACACCACCGACAAAAAAUGGUUGGUUAGCACUCAAUUUUCGCCGAUUGACGCCCGGCGAGCGUUCCCAUGUUUUGAUCGUCCUGAUAAGAAGGCCCGAUUCGACAUAAGCUUGAUUUAUCAUGAAAACCUGACGAUGGCCUUAUCCAAUAUGCCCAGCAAACAAACAAUGAGAUUACCAAAUGGAUAUAUUCGACAAGAUUUCAAUACAACACCCCUAAUGUCUACGUACUUAGUUGCAUUCAUGGCUACGAAUCUGGUCAAUACGAAUGUAUCUCGAACAUCAAUAAAAGACGCACCUGUCGAAGAAUUACCGCGAAUCAAUAUUUGGAGCCGCCAGACAGUUGCCGAUCUGACACAGUUUGCCUUUGACAUGACGGUCAAAAUUUUGCCAUUCUUCGAAAAAUACUUCGGGAUUCGCUUCAAUUUACCCAAAAUUGAUAUAGUCGCUGUGCCCGAGUUUGGAUUUGGCGCGAUGGAAAACUAUGGCUUAAUCACAUUCAGGGAAUCGGCGUUGCUGGUAUCGGCAGAUGAAGAGCAACGAUCGCCUGCCAAAAGUACUGAACGUGUGGCAAGUACGAUUGCGCACGAACUGGCCCAUCAAUGGUUCGGAAAUCUCGUUACGAUGAAAUGGUGGAAUGAUCUUUGGCUGAAAGAAGGGUUCGCCACUUUUAUGAGUUACGUUGCUCUUGAAGAGAUAAAACCGUCCUGGCGACAUUUGGAUUUCAUUUCAAUAAACGAGCUACAAGCGGCAAUGGAAGAGGAUUCCAACUUAAGUUCACAUCCAAUUUCAUUUGAUGUAAAUACUGCAGCUGAUAUUCGUCGUAUAUUUGAUCCAAUAUCCUACUCAAAAGGGGCAUCCAUAAUCCGAAUGAUGCAAUGUUUUUUGGGUGAAAAAACAUUCAAAAAAGCAUUGCACAAGUACUUGAAUGUGUUUCAAUACAAAAAUGCGGUUCGCAGUGAUUUGUGGAAGAUAAUGACAGAAUUCGGGCAUCGAGAUAAGACACUACCCGCCAAUCUGACCGUUGAAACUAUUAUGGAGACUUGGACAAACCAAGCUGGAUAUCCAAUUUUAAGUGUUGUACGAAAUGGAACAUCAAUUCAUGUGUCACAACAACGGUACCUGUUACCAAAUGGCAUGUCAAACAAUGACACUCAAAAAUGGCACAUUCCAAUCACAUAUGUGACCGAAGGCGAUCCCAAUAAAGAGGAUACCAUUCCAAAGUAUUGGCUUGAGAGUAACGAAAACAAAACACUCCACGAUGCGAUUAGUGGUGAUGAUUAUUUCUAUUUGAACGUUCGUCGCUGUGGUUACUAUCGUGUUAAUUAUGAUUAUAAGUCAUGGGCGGCGUUGAAUUACAGUUAUGAUUCUUUGCCUGAUGUCGUGAUCGCGCAAUUGAUCGAUGACUCGUUGAAUUUGGCACGCGCUGAAAUUUUGGAAUACGAUAUUCCGUUGAUGUUUUUACGUAAAUUACGUACGAGAGACGUUUUGCCAUGGGCAGCUGCCAAGUCUGGCAUUGAGUUUAUCGUAGGCAUGCUGAGCCAAGAACCACUUUAUGAACAGUUUAGGGAGUUCAUGCUUCGCAUCAUCAAGCCGAUUUACAACGAAAUGGGCUUUGAAAAGUCAAAUGAGUCGCACGUGCAAUUACUUCAUCGAGCUGUAAUCGUUCGUCAUGCUUGUUCAUUCGAUUACGAAUUAUGUGUGAAUAAGGCACAACACAUUUAUCGUGAAUGGAUGAUGAACAAAGCUCAAAUUUCCAUCAAUCCGAAUAUAAAGGAGAUAGUUUUUUGUACUGCAUUGCGUGGGGGUUCCUCUAAGGAAUGGAACUUUGCCUACAAUCGAUACUUGGAAACGGCUGACGCAUCUGAAAAAGAUAUCAUUUUAAGUGCACUCGGUUGCACAACGAAACCAGAACUUUGGUCAAAGUACUUGAACAUGAUACUUUCACCAUCGUCGGGCAUUCGUAAGCAGGACGGUCACAAAGUAUUCGGAGCUGUUGCCGAAAAUAGAUUUGGUUCGAAAAUUGCAUUCGAUUUUCUAAGGUCGAAUAUUAAAGAAAUCAGUGAAUAUUUCGGUAACGGUUUCUCAACUAUUUCGAAAAUGAUCAAAUCAGCCACUAAAUUCAUGAACAAAGACUAUCAUCUCGAUCAAUUGAAAGAAUUCAAAGAAAAAGCUGACAGUCUCGGUUUAAAAUCCAUUGGGGAUAGCAUACAGUUGGCUGCAAAUUCAGUUCAAAACAAUGUUUAUUGGCGAUCACAUUCGUAUUAUAAAUUGCAAAUGUAUUUGACAUCACAAAAAUUUAAACUGAAUUAAUUCGAAGGAAGUGAACAUUGAAAAUGAGAGAGAGAUUUGGAAAAUGGAACUAUUUUCAUAUGAAGACAUAUUCAUAUUUUUUUUUGAACGAAACUCAUUAAAAAUUUCUUUUGCAAUUUAA